Messenger RNA from Aureobasidium subglaciale EXF-2481, 1875 nucleotides. RefSeq lists its product as uncharacterized. The transcript has 4 exons. Bases 1 to 1875 code for a protein of 624 amino acids. The record is from RefSeq and is a predicted model, not a curated record. NCBI's taxonomy places the organism in Eukaryota, Fungi, Ascomycota, Dothideomycetes, Dothideales, Saccotheciaceae.
AUGCGUUCCGUCAUCUCAUUGCUCGCCUUUUCAUCGUCUGCUCUUGCGAGCUGGACCCAGAACUUGAACUACCGCAGUCCUUCUGAUCACCAUCCUGGACUUGGUAUCUCUCUUCACAAGGUCAACAAGCGCAAUGUGCCUGGCACUCAGUACACGGCUUCUCAGCUGAACUUCACUCAUGGUGUUGCUUCUGGUGACCCAUACUCGGACUCUGUCAUUCUGUGGACUCGUGUAGCUCCCAUGUUUGACAAUGUCAACGACAACACCACCGUCUCUGGUUAUGCGCCUUUGUAUGGCCAUGGCGCUAACUUGACUGCCAGUACUGCUCCUGUUUGUGUGCAGUACAAGGUGGCCAAGUCUGCCAACUUUACACAUGUCGAGAGCAGUGGCACCGUCUACACUUCGUCUGACAUCGAUUACACUGUCAAGGUUGAGGCCAAGAACCUGACUGCCUUCACUCGCUACUACUACCAGUUCAAUGUUUGCGGAUCCAACAAGACCAGUCCUCUUGGCCGUACCAAGACUGCUCCUGAUGCCAAUGACUACACUGCCGAGGUUGGACUUGCUGUCUACUCGUGCAGCAACUUCCCCUUCGGAUUCUUCAACGCCUACGGAAAUCCUGUGCGCAAGGACUCUGUCGACUAUGUCAUUCACCUCGGUGACUACAUCUAUGAAUAUGCUGGCGACGGUGAUUAUGGCUACGGCUACAGCAUCAACCGCAUCCCCAAGCCCGAACGUAUCAUCACCACCCUCUACGACUACCGCGAGCGCCUCGCUACCUACCGUACCGAUCUCGAUCUCCUCGCUUCCCACCAGAACUUCCCUUGGAUUCCUGUUUGGGACGACCACGAGGUUUCGGACAACACAUACCGUGAUGGUGCUUCAGAGCUCAACAACACCGAGGCCUCGUUCAUCAGCGAUGGCGGUGUUUCAGUUGAUCAGAGAAAGAUGAAUGCUGUCAGAGCUUACUUUGAAUGGAUGCCUAUCCGUCAAGUCGAGAUGGAUGACAACCUUCGUAUCUGGAGAAGCUUCAGCAUUGGCAGUUUGUUUGACUUGGUCAUGCUUGAUACUCGUCAGUACGACAGAUCUAUCACUGAUCUCUACUGGAACACCGACUACGUCCACGACAUUAGCAAUGACGCUGGAAGAAGUAUGAUGGGCAGCAGACAAGAGAACUGGUUCUACAACCAGCUGACUCAAUCUGCCAACCGUGGUACUGCCUGGCGUCUGAUUGGUUCGCAGACUGUCUUCUCCCGUGUCAACGAGUCCGCCGCUUACGGCAACACCAACCCCCUCGACUACGACGCCUGGGACGGCUACCAAGCAAACCGCAACCGCACCCUCUCCCACCUCUACAACAACGGCAUCGGCAACAACAUCGUCAUGUCCGGCGACUCCCACGCCUCCUGGGUCUCUGACCUCGUCUGGCUCGACCACGAACACUACAACUCCUCCACCGGCAACAACAGCAUCGGUGUCGAAUUCGCCGGCUCCGCAGUCUCCUCCCCUUGCCCCUACGGCCAAAACAUCACUCUCCAACAAGCCAACAAUUACUCCUCCUGGUUGGUCCACGCGAACGAAGAGUUGCAAUGGCAAGACCUUUACUACAGAGGUUACUUUGAACUUCACGUCGCUUAUGAUCAAGUCACGGCAAAUUACUUUGGCAUGCCCACUAUUAUCAACAGAAACCCUGAUGAAAUCUCUCUGGCCAAUUUCACCGUCAAAUCUGGUGCUAACAAAUUGCAACGCCCUGUUGCUGGUGGACUUGUUGAAUCUGGAGCGUUGAAGUUGGGUCAGGUCAAGCAGACUAAUGCUACCAAUAACACAGAAACUGGUGUUUGGUUUGUUAGUCAGGCUAAUGUGGAGGACAUCUGA